UAGUCAGAGUUGUCCAGGCAGGGGUAUUAGCCACAUCGUAGUCUCCAUGCCUCCACUACACUUUGAAAAAGGGAUUAAUUCACCCGAGCAUCACAGACUGGCUGGUGCACGGAUCUCCACGCUGCGGUUAUCUAGCUACUGAGAGAGCGAGACUUCAGUUAACUGUCUUAUGUUGAGAGGAAACGUUUAUUGAGAUGUCAUUGGGAAAACAUGCACCCUUUUUAGAUUGAAAUUAGAGAUGAGACAUUUGCAUCUGUUAUACUUUUUAGUCACAACUUUGACAAGUUUCUGAAUGGAGAAUAAGGCCAUGUACCUGAGUACAUACGAAGAGAGGGAGAACGGAUCCAUCUAUGAGGAGGGCUACGAUGGCAGGAACCUAUCAAAGCUCAACCUGUGUGAAGAUGCUGGUUCUGCCAAGAGGAGAAGAAAGCAAGACAAUUGCUGCAGCCAGCUGAACGCCCUGUCUGCCAUCAAGUAUGCCAUCGUGUCUCUAUACAUCUUGGUACUCCUGAGUAUUUUUGGCCUCUGUUUAGCAGUGUCCAGGUCCCAGAUGUCCUCAGAGAAGCAGGAGGCACUGAUGGAGAACAUGACCCGUAUGGAGGACCGCUCUCGGGAGCUUCAGCAGUCCCUGGGUGACAUCUCCUCUCAGGCAGACCUCCUGGAGAACAUCUGGAAGCUGGAGAGCCUGUUGCAGAACCACAGCGAGUCCUUAAAGCAGCUGGGCCGGGCAGUGAGUGGCCUGGAGAGGGACAUCAGGGAUCUGCAAGGCCACUGCCAGUCGACAGACAGCACCAUGGAGCAGCUGGGGGACCGUGUCUCCGUCCUGAACCGCUCCACCCAGAGGAACGUGAGUAGGCUCAGCAACCAGCUGGUCCAGGCCUCGGUCUCACUGCACGACCACAACCUCCUGCUGAGGAGCACGGCGGACCAAGUGGACCAGCUCAAGGACAGGCUGGAGGAGGUUGGCUGGACGGUCGGCGCAGUCAACCACACGUUCACCAGCGACAUCAGCGUCCAUCACCUAAAGAUCCAGGACCUGCAGGUGCAGAUCAGCAACGCAAGCCAGGACGCAAUGUACAUGAGGGAGACACAAGUGCACAUGGAGGAGACCCUGAAGAAUGAGGUCGAGAUCCUCAGCACCAUCACAGAAGACCUGAGGCUCAAGGACUGGGAACACUCCUAUAUCCUCAAGAACAUCACCUUCUUAGAAGGGCCUCCAGGACCAAAAGGUGAGAAGGGCGAUGUGGGGCCACUUGGGGCCACUGGUGUGGCAGGCCUCACAGGGAUGAGAGGUUUUACAGGAGAAAAAGGCAUCCAGGGACCAAGGGGACUAAAGGGCCCGAGCGGCUCCGAUGGCCUACAGGGGGAGAACGGGGAUAUGGGACCCGAAGGGCCCAAAGGUGACAGAGGAGAAAGAGGACUUAAGGGCGAGAAGGGAGACCGAGGUGACCGUGGUGAAAAAACAGUGGAUGAGACACUGGUGAGACUGGUGAAUGGAUCAGGCCCUCACGAGGGGAGAGUGGAGGUGUUCCACGAGAGGCGCUGGGGAACGGUGUGUGACGACGUCUGGGACAAGAAGGACGGCGACGUGGUCUGCAGGAUGCUUGGCUACACAGGAGCCUUCGAGAUCCAUAAAACAGGCCGGUUUGGACAAGGUACUGGGCUCAUCUGGAUGGAUGAUAUGGCCUGUGUUGGGAAUGAAGACACCAUCCACCAGUGCAAGUUCUCAGGCUGGGGCAAGACCAACUGUGGGCAUGUGGAGGACGCGGGGGUGACAUGCAACACCUAACACCCACCAUUUUAACUCCCACCGAGUUCAGUUUGAAACUGCAGAGUUAAAUUGCAGAUGAAAGGCAGUGUGAGGUAGAGUAGAGGGGCUGUGUCCUGCUGUCCUACACACACUCACCGCUGUGGGCAACUGAUUUGACAGUUAUGUGCAAACAUGCUUUGACUUCAGACCCCUUUAUGGCCUCUUGGCUGACUAUUGUCCACGUAAAGUAUGUUUAACAAUAGCUGGUACUUCUUAGCUGAACUAGAUGCAGUGCCUAUAAAGGACCAACUUCAAAAAUUGUCAGUCACAAAUGUUUGUCCAAUUGUUGAUGGGUGAAGCGAUUACAAAGAAAAGAAAGGGAACUAAUGCCAUUUGAAAUAGAUGUAUGGCUCGGCCCCAGUACGAUUGAUUGGUUUGAUUUGACCAUUUCUGCCUGUGGAGCCAGCAUUGUUUUUUAUCAUCAUGAAUGAGAGUCUCUCUCUCUCUAUCUCGCUCUCUUUCAUGAUUCUCCCUUCAACUGGCUAAUUUUGAUUAUGUUAGAGCGCAGCCAAAAAUGCCACUAUCUUCAUCGUCAAUUGCAGGGGCGGUUUGGAGACUGUUUGUUUUAUGUAUGGAAACCAGGACUAAUUACAGUAAGACAAAUUACAGCCUAAGAUUUAUUUUUAUAUUUUAUUAAAUAGUAAAACAUGCACAAUGAAUUGAGGUUUAUCACAGGAAAAGAAACAAGAAAGAUGGAUUAUUGUGUGAAAUAAACUAAAAUAACCGCUGAUGUAAUACACUUUCAAAUGUAAAUCAAGUGUUGCCAUGAUAUGAUGGCUGUAAGAAAGUCUGAGCAUGAUAUCUUUUAUCAUAGAUUUAUGUAGAUGAUCCUAGACAAAUAUUGCUUUAGGAUAAGCAAAGAUAUGUGCUGAGAUCCCGAGGACUAGGUUUGAUACAGUCUGAGACACAUGAAUCUGGACUGUCUCUCAGUAUUUCAUUUGGAGCAUUGAAGCAGCUCCCCUUUAGACAUGGUCCUCAAUUUCUUCCACUGAGGUUCAUGCUCAGACAAGUGCUAUAGAGGUGUAAUAAGAGUGCUAUAGAGUAGUGGAGGUUGGUGAGAGGAGCUAUAGGAGGAUGGGCCCAUUGUAAUGGUUGGAAUGGAAUAAAUGGAACGGUAUCAAAGACAUCAAACA
Messenger RNA from Coregonus clupeaformis (lake whitefish), 2943 nucleotides. Its product is annotated as scavenger receptor class A member 5-like. NCBI's taxonomy places the organism in Eukaryota, Metazoa, Chordata, Actinopteri, Salmoniformes, Salmonidae. Gene Ontology annotation, biological process: iron ion transmembrane transport. Gene Ontology annotation, cellular component: plasma membrane. The record is from RefSeq and is a predicted model, not a curated record. Bases 293 to 1789 code for a protein of 498 amino acids. Gene Ontology annotation, molecular function: ferritin receptor activity. The transcript has 9 exons.